GUUCAAGUUAUCACUAACGUCCACUAUCUCGAAGUUACAGUCACUGACACUUGCAUGCAUUGGACAUGUCAGACACUGACCUAUCAAAUACCACUCUGAAUGACUCAAAAACACUUCACUCUAAGGGUGCUGAAACACAGAACUCGAAAUCGUCCAAGAAACGCCAGCUUGAACCUGAAGCUGACGACUCAGAGUCUAGCGUGGCUCGUAAGGUAACAAAACUCCAUCCUUUCUUCUCGAAGCCGGGGCAGACAACAUCUGCUCCCUUCCAAUGGGUGAAACCGUCUUUAGGACCAAAACGGACGUGUCUACACGGUGUAAACAUGUCUCCGGAAAGCCGUCCCAAAAUUGCCGCGUUUGAUCUGGAUGGCACUGUCAUUAAAUCAAAUCACAAGAACAGAUCCAAAAACACAGCAUUGCAAUGGGAGUGGUGGAAAAACAGUGUCCCUUCGAAGCUUCAGGAAUUACAUCAAGAAGGAUUCUCUAUAAUCUUCAUAUCCAAUCAGGCUCUAAAGGGAACACAGAUCGAGGACUGGAAGAAGAAGAUACCUCUCAUAGCUGCAGCACUUCCUAGUGUUCCAUUUCGUAUAUUUGCUGCCACAGCUAAAGAUGGAUACCGCAAACCGAUGCCUGGAAUGUGGUAUGAGCUCGAACGGAUGUUUAAAGCAGACAAUAUCGAGAUUGAUAAGGCUUCCUCUUUUUUCGUAGGAGAUGCUGCCGGCCGACCUGAUGAUUUCGCUUCUACUGAUCGCAAAUGGGCAUUAAAUAUAGACAUACCUUUUCACACCCCAGAGGCAAGCGUUCCUCCCUCUACGACAACCCCAAAACCGGUUUCUCUGAACCACCACAGGCCCGAGCUCGUUCUUUUCGUAGGAUAUCCUUGUCUAGGGAAAUCUUCAUUUUACCGUCACCAUUUCGAACCUGCUGAAUAUAUUCAUAUCAACCAAGACACACUUGGAACACGGGCCAAGUGUGUAAAGGCGGUCACUGAGACUUUGGAUGCUGGUGAUAGCUGCGUUGUUGAUAAUACAAAUAGAGACAUCUCUACUCGAAAGCUAUAUAUCGACCUAGCGAAGAAAAAGAAAAUCCCUAUCAGAUGCUUUGUUUUUACAGGUUCAAUGGAAUUAGCUUGGCACAAUAAUCUUUACCGCGCAUAUAACUUGUCCCCUGUUACAGCUGCUCGUGAGCCUAAACGUGAUAUCCUUCCCUAUCUGGCGUUCUUAGGGUUUCGUGACAACUACGAGGAACCUCAGUUGAGCGAAGGUUUUACAGAAAUACAAUCUGUAGACUGGACUUUCCGGGGUGACGAGGAGGAUAGAAAGAGGUGGAGUAUGUGGCUGCAGAUCGAUGGCAAAUAAAGUGCAUUUGGUCCCGAGUGGAACGCUGUUCUAAUGUUGUUAUGGCUUUGCAAAUGUAUCAUAAUUAAAACUAAAACGCAGGACGAUGGUGGCAUAAAAGAGUCAAAGAGCAGAGCUACCAUGAUGAAACAUGGCACUGAAACUGAGGAAUUGUUCACUCCUGAUUCAUCAAGCCACUCAAAUCCUUCGUUACUCUGGAUGAAAGAAUUAUAUCUACUGCAUCGAUCCGCGUCUGAUCCUCUCCGCCGUGAUUUGAAGACACAAAGAUCUGAACAACACCACCGAAUUGACUGGGCGACUUCAAGGAUACAAUACAAGGAUCGCGUACAUGAAGACUGUUCACUGACUGAAAACGGACGAACUUCAGCUGGACUCGUUUCCCUUGGGACACAUCCUCUGGUGAAAGCUCGAUGAUCUGAGCAACUUCAGACUCAGAUGCAUCAUCUACGUCUUCGAAGCCGAGUGAUGGUCGAUUUACGAGGAGUUUUAGACCUUUGGGAGCUUGGUUUGGAGUACUUGACUGGAUGACAAUGGAGCGAACGCGGACUGCUUGGUUAAACUGGUUAAUGCAUGUAGCAUAUACCACAGAU
Messenger RNA from Serpula lacrymans var. lacrymans S7.9, 1948 nucleotides. RefSeq lists its product as uncharacterized. Gene Ontology annotation, biological process: DNA repair. The record is from RefSeq and is a predicted model, not a curated record. Lineage: Eukaryota; Fungi; Basidiomycota; Agaricomycetes; Boletales; Serpulaceae. Gene Ontology annotation, molecular function: ATP-dependent polydeoxyribonucleotide 5'-hydroxyl-kinase activity; double-stranded DNA binding; polynucleotide 3'-phosphatase activity. Bases 66 to 1358 code for a protein of 430 amino acids. The transcript has 10 exons.